Molecule: messenger RNA, 966 nt
Organism: Trifolium pratense (red clover)
Lineage: Eukaryota; Viridiplantae; Streptophyta; Magnoliopsida; Fabales; Fabaceae
Exons: 1
Coding region: 46-966 (306 amino acids)
Molecular function (GO): nucleic acid binding; zinc ion binding
Source: RefSeq, a predicted model, not a curated record
CCAUAUCAGUGGCAUCCGAGCCAACGUUCAUAAGGACCUGUGAAGAUGGAUUUUUCAAAGGUUGCUCCUCCGAUCUUUGAUGGAGAAGACUAUGAUCUUUGGGCGGUGAGAAUGGAGGCAUUCUUAGAUGCUCUAGAUCUAUCGGAAACUGUGGAGGAUGAUUACGAUGUUUCUUCGUUACCAAAAGAUCCCACAGCAGAACAGAUGAAAACUCAUAAAGAAAGAAAAACCAAGAGGGCAAAGGCAAAGACUUGUUUGUUUGCAAGUGUCUCACAAACCGUCUUUAUUAAAAUCAUGACUCUCAAAACACCAAAAGAAAUUUGGGAUUACCUAAAAGAAGAAUAUAAAGGAGAUGAAAGGAUUCGAAGCAUGCAAGUUAUGAAUUUAUUGAGAGAGUUCGAGUUGCAAAGAAUGAAGGAGGAUGAAACAAUCAAGACAUACGCUGAUAAAUUAUUGGGUAUUGCUAAUAAGGUACGAUUACUAGGCACUCAAUUUUCUGAUUCCAGAAUUGUGGAAAAACUCCUUGUAACGGUACCUGAAAGAUAUGAAGCCUCUAUAGCCGCCUUGGAGAACACAAAAGAUUUGAGUAAAAUCACUCUGCCAGAAGUGUUACAUGCAUUGCAUGCACAAGAACAAAGAAGACUUAUGAGGGAAGAAAGAACUAUAGAUGGUAUAUGUCUAGCAAAAGGUUUUGGAAAGAAAUACCAACACAAACCAUGUCCUCAUUGCAAAAAGGAUAAUCACUCACCAAAGAAUUGUUGGUGGAGGCCUGAUGCAAAAUGUGAAAAAUGUGGUAAAUUAGGUCAUAUGAUGAAGGUAUGCACAUCACAACAACAACAAGGAGAUGUUAACAUUGCUCAUGAACAAUAUGAAGAAGACCAUGAACUAUUACUUGCAAUCUCAGGUUUUACAACCACAAACCGUCAAAAGAAUGGCUCAUUGACAGUGGUUGCACAAACCAUAUGA